AUGACUGCGUUGCAUAGUGUGUCCAAAACGCCCGCGAUCAAGGAAGAGGAGGAGGACGGUGAUGAGCGAGACGGCAGAGGAGUUCCCCUGGGACCAAGGAACCAUGACUACCGUGGCAGGAAAGGUGAUGAGGAAAGCGGUGCUGACACCGUGACAUCUCCCAUCACGUUUGAAAAGAAGAAGAUAGCGCCCAGGGCGUCAACGCAUUCCGAACAGAGUAUUUUGAGCAGCAUCUCAUUGAAAUCGAUGGUAAAUCAACAUCGUCAGCAGCAGUUGCAGCAAGAGAGCUCAACAGGGGCAGGCACUGGGUUUGUUGACAGAAAGCAGCAGAUCCAAUCUCCGGCGAUGGUGUCCAUAUUGAGGAAGAACUCUGCUGAGGAGAAUGUUCGCAGCAGCCACAGUAGCAAGCUCGGUGAAGGGCAGAUAGAUGGUAGGAAGGCUUCUGCUAGUAAGGAGAUCGGCAAGACGUUGCCAUUCACGGAUGACCAAAGAUCGAACCCUGAACUAGAUCCCACCAAUAGCGUGGUGGAUGUUAGCAGGGGCAAGAAUACAAAGAGCAAAACUGUGUUCAAUGAGUUAGAAGAUGAUGCCGAUGACGAUGACGAGGUUCGACAAAAGAAUCUAACCACGCAGGCGUUACGCAAGUUGUCGUCGUUCAAAAUGAAUGCUAGUUCUAAUUUGAGGUUGAGUAAAGAAAACAAGGCGAAAGAGUCUUCAUCUUCGUCCACGUCUUCAGUGUCGUCAUCGUCGACGUCGAAGGUGGAAAAUAUUGUCGACAAGCUGACUACAACGAAUUCUAGCUCGAUGUCCCAACUGCGGUUUGGCAACACGAACGUCAUUAUUGAUUCGGUGAAUCAUGCGGCGAAACCGCCGCAUCAGCAGAUGCUAAGGAAACCCUCGCUGGAAUUUUUACCGCAGCCUGCUUCGAGCACUAAUCUGAAUUUUAAUUCCAAUAAACAUAAAUCAAAUGUAAGACAGAUCAGUAACCCUAAAAAACCGCUAUACAUCCCCGCCGUGCUGAGGAAAGUUUCAGAGACAAACAUAACUAAUGACGAUCUGUUGAAUGCAACAUUGUCGUCUUACUACAAGAAGGCAUCUAACCUGGAACAUGGCUUUAAUCCAAGCAAGUCGCAAUCCGCUAGCGUUCAGAAUGCGAACAACCUACGGAUCAUAUCUUCUCAAUCCAGCGUACAAUCCAACACAUCGUCAAUCUUGGAAAGCUACAAAAACAAAAUAUCCUCGUACUUGUUCCCGAAUUCUAUUCCGAACAGCGACAGAAUCAACUUAAUACCAACUAUUUCAAACAGAAACUCUGCCAGAGUAAACCCGCCCACUAAGGACCACUGGAUUCCGGACAGUAAGAGGAAUUCUUGUCGUUACUGCCAUAAGCCUUUUACCCUGUGGGAAAGGAAACAUCAUUGCAGGCAUUGCGGGGACAUCUUUUGUCAAGACCAUUUGCGCCAUUGGCUGUACCUGGACUCGCAGGCAAAUUUUAUAAUGAUCAACGAACUAAACAACGGUGGCAUAAAUGGCGGUGGCACUCUCUGUAAAAUAUGCGAUGACUGUCUGGUCGAGUACGAGAACCUUUCAACCACGAACCAUAACGCAAACACGAACGAGGAUAACAUAAACGUUGAGGAGGGCGAAGAUGACGAUAAUGACAAUAGGAAGAAAUUACGCAAUUACUACAAGAAUAGGCAGAUGAACGCUCUUUUCAGACCAAAGAAGGGCGGUUCGUCCCAAGAGCAUGCCACGGUUGAUCGAGACACAACAACGCCCAUCCAGGUGAAGUCGAACGACGAAGAAGCAGAUAAUGAGAAUACGGGGGGAGAACAAGAAGAAGGUAAUGAUGUUUUGGGCAGUGUUAUCGGCUCUGUGCCUGCAAACUGGAAUUGGAGUAGUUUCUGA
Messenger RNA from Saccharomyces cerevisiae S288C, 1908 nucleotides. It is a transcript of the gene PIB2, whose product is annotated as Pib2p. Gene Ontology annotation, cellular component: vacuolar membrane; bounding membrane of organelle. The transcript has a single exon. Bases 1 to 1908 code for a protein of 635 amino acids. Lineage: Eukaryota; Fungi; Ascomycota; Saccharomycetes; Saccharomycetales; Saccharomycetaceae. Gene Ontology annotation, molecular function: phosphatidylinositol-3-phosphate binding; metal ion binding. The record is from RefSeq and is marked reviewed.